Molecule: messenger RNA, 2259 nt
Organism: Hemiscyllium ocellatum (epaulette shark)
Lineage: Eukaryota; Metazoa; Chordata; Chondrichthyes; Orectolobiformes; Hemiscylliidae
Gene: pcsk2
Product: proprotein convertase subtilisin/kexin type 2
Exons: 12
Coding region: 219-2132 (637 amino acids)
Biological process (GO): protein processing
Cellular component (GO): trans-Golgi network; Golgi membrane
Molecular function (GO): serine-type endopeptidase activity
Source: RefSeq, a predicted model, not a curated record
AGAGGGAGAGGAGAGCGAGGCGCUGCCUCUCUCAGCUGCAUAGCUCCAUCCUCCGCCUGACAGUGCACCAGUGAAUGCAUGUGGUAGCGGUCCUGUUAUCGUUUGUGUUCAUUCCAUUCCUUUACCUCUCUCUCUCUCUUCUCCCUCCGUCUCCGGUCUCUCUCAGUUAGCAGUAACUGCCUCUCCAGUGCAACAGAGGGAGAGAGAGAGAGAGAGAGAUGAAGCGAGGAUUUAUAAAGGACUGGUUCCUUCUGUUACUAAAUGCAGUUGUGUUCGCAGCAACUGCGGCUCAUCAGAAACUGUAUACCAACCACUUCCUGGUGGAGUUAGACGGCGGAGAUGGGGACGCUCAACGGGUUGCUACAGAUUCGGGUUUCAUAGCUCUCCGGAAGCUCCCAUUUGGAGAUGGACUCUAUCACUUUGCUCAUAACGGUAUUCCAAAGGCCAGGCGAAGACGCAAUACUCGAUACAAGCUUUAUCUGGAAAAGAACCCAAGGGUAAAACAUGCCGUGCAGCAAGAAGCAUUUAAUCGAAGGAAGCGAGGAUAUCGGAGUAUUCAUGAAAUUGGUAUCAUGAUGAAUGAUCCUUUGUUUACUAAACAAUGGUAUCUUGUCAACACAGGGCAAGCUGAUGGGACCCCUGGUUUGGACCUGAAUGUGGCAGAAGCGUGGGAGUUGGGCUACACUGGAAAAGGAGUAACCAUCGCAAUCAUGGAUGAUGGAAUUGAUUACCUGCACCCUGACCUUGCGGAAAACUAUAAUGCAGAAGCCAGCUACGAUUUCAGCAGCAAUGAUCCAUAUCCAUAUCCCCGCUACACAGAUGAUUGGUUUAACAGCCACGGGACACGGUGUGCUGGUGAAGUGUCUGCUGCUGCCAAUAACAACAUAUGUGGUGUGGGAGUGGCUUACUCAUCACGGGUGGCAGGCAUUCGCAUGCUGGACCAGCCAUUCAUGACUGACAUCAUUGAAGCCUCUUCCAUCAGUCACAUGCCUCAGAUUAUAGACAUCUACAGCGCCAGCUGGGGGCCAACUGAUGACGGUAAAACCGUGGAUGGACCUCGUGAGUUGACUUUACAGGCCAUGGCGGAUGGUGUUAACAAGGGUCGGAAUGGAAAGGGAAGUAUCUACGUGUGGGCCUCUGGGGACGGGGGCAGCUAUGACGACUGUAACUGUGAUGGUUAUGCAUCGAGCAUGUGGACUAUCUCCAUCAACUCGGCCAUUAACGACGGCCGGACGGCGCUCUAUGAUGAAAGCUGCUCCUCAACUCUUGCCUCUACCUUCAGCAAUGGGAGGAAGAGAAACCCAGAGGCUGGUGUGGCAACAACUGAUUUGUACGGUAAUUGCACUCUCCGUCAUUCUGGGACAUCUGCUGCAGCACCAGAAGCCGCUGGGGUUUUUGCCCUGGCCUUGGAAGCAAAUCCCACUCUGACUUGGCGAGACAUGCAGCACCUGACUGUCUUGACAUCCAAACGCAAUCAACUGCACGACGAGGUGCACAAGUGGAGAAGGAAUGGCGUGGGUUUGGAGUUUAAUCACCUCUUUGGCUACGGAGUGCUCGAUGCUGGAGGGAUGGUUAAAAUGGCCAGAGACUGGAAGACAGUUCCUGAGAGGUUCCACUGUGUUGGAGGAUCAGUGAAUGAACCACAGGCAAUCUCAUCAGACAACAAGAUGGUCCUAAAAAUAUCAACCGAUGCGUGUGAGGGGAAGGAUAACUUUGUCCGCUACCUUGAGCAUGUCCAGGCUGUGGUGACCAUGAAUUCCACCAGGCGAGGUGACCUUAACGCCAACCUGACCUCCCCAAUGGGCACCAAGUCCAUUCUGCUCAGCCGUAGGCCACGGGAUGAUGACUCUAAGGUGGGCUUUGACAAGUGGCCUUUCAUGACAACACACACCUGGGGCGAAGACCCUAGGGGCACUUGGAUCCUGGAGGUUGGUUUUGUUGGUGGCACUGAGCAGAAAGGGGUGCUCAAGGAAUGGACCUUGAUGCUCCACGGGACCCAGAGUGCUCCUUAUAUCGACCAAAGAGUGAGUGAUUACCAGUCCAAAUUGGCUAUGUCAAAGAAGGAAGAGCUGGAGGAAGAGUUGGAUGAAGCAGUGGAGAGAAGCCUGAAAAAUCUGCUGAGGAAAAACUAGUUUAGUAAAUGCUGCAUGUCAGUUUUUCGUCCCCAAAUCCCACAUUGUAGCUGCUUUGUGAUCUAACACUGAUAUAAAUGUUUCCUGUUGCAAAAUUAUCACACCUUGUUGUGAUCUUAAAUUCAUC